Messenger RNA from Trichoplax adhaerens, 693 nucleotides. RefSeq lists its product as uncharacterized. The record is from RefSeq and is a predicted model, not a curated record. The transcript is spliced from 5 exons. Bases 1 to 693 code for a protein of 230 amino acids. Lineage: Eukaryota; Metazoa; Placozoa; Uniplacotomia; Trichoplacea; Trichoplacidae. Gene Ontology annotation, biological process: error-prone translesion synthesis; double-strand break repair via homologous recombination. Gene Ontology annotation, molecular function: DNA-directed DNA polymerase activity. Gene Ontology annotation, cellular component: zeta DNA polymerase complex; nucleus.
AUGUUCUCAAUCAGAAUUUUUACUAUCGAUUUCUAUAUGAGUAGACCGGUGCCUAAGCUGGAUGUUUGUUAUUCACCAUUUCGUAAGACAUCGGUCAAGCGUGUACCUAUUUUGCGAGUAUUCGGUCCAACACCAGCUGGUCAAAAAGCAUGUUUACACAUUCAUGGUGUUUUCCCUUACUUAUACGUUCCUUAUGAUGGCUCACAACCUGUUGAUAAGUACUUAGAAGAAUUUGCUCUUAGUAUUGAUAAAGCAAUUAACGCCUCAAUGAGUGAGUCUAAUGCAGCUUCCAGUAAUUCGUGGCAUCAGCAAACGGUCUUUAAAAUAUCGCUUGUUAAUGGAGUGCCAAUGUAUGGUUAUAAUCCAAGCCCUAGGCCCUUUUUAAAAAUUUACAUUUAUAACCCUAACCUGGUGGGCAAAAUUGCAGAUUUGCUCUUAACUGGAGCUGUCAUGAAUAAAGUCUUUCAACCUCAUGAAGCUCACCUGCCAUUUACAUUACAGUUUUUCAUCGAUUACAACCUCUAUGGAAUGAAUUGGAUUAAGUUAAAUGCCGUAAAAUUCAGGAUAACGGAUGAUAUACAAGAUCAGGUUGGUAUUAACCCUGGAAUUCAAGCCUUGUGGGAUGAUGAACGACAACGACGACAUGAUAGAAAUGAGUCUUCUCAGUUAAUAAAAAAUCCUUCCCAAGGUUAA